CUGCACUACGGGACCCUCCUGGGCAGCAGAGCUUGUGCCCACAUGGCAGCAGCUGCCUGGGCCAGUGCCUUUCUCUAUUCCCUGCUGCACACAGCCAAUACAUUUUCCUUGCCCCUGUGCCAUGGCAAUGUCCUGGGCCAGUUCUUCUGUGAAAUCCCACAGAUCCUCAAGCUCUCCUGCUCAAAUUCCUCACUCAGGGAACUGGGGCUAAUUGCAGUUAGUGCCUGCUUGCUAUUUGGUUGUUUUGUGUUCAUUGUUUUCUCCUAUGUGCAGAUAUUCAGGGCCGUGCUCAGGAUCCCCUCUGAGCAGGGACGGCACAAAGCCUUUUCCACCUGCCUCCCUCACCUGGCUGUUGUCUCCCUGUUCAUCAGCACUGUCAUGUUUGCUCACCUGAAGCCUCCCUCCCUCUCCUCCUCAUCCCUGGAUCUGGCUGUGUCAGUUCUGUACUCAGUGGUGCCUCCAGGAUGGAGCAUUGCUGUCCUUUCAGGAAGCUCUUUGUGGAAACUUCCGCCAUUGCAAGCUCCUUUGCCCUCCGUGGAUGCCGGCACUGGAAUCCCUCACGGCUGGGUUCAGAGCACACUCAAGCUGGCUCUUCUACAACUCAGGGUCCUUGUCCCCUUCAGCGUGCUCAGCACGCCCUUUAACUCCACUCUGCUGCACAACUGGAGCAGCGGGACAGGCACCUUUGAAGCCUGA
Molecule: messenger RNA, 696 nt
Organism: Melospiza melodia melodia
Lineage: Eukaryota; Metazoa; Chordata; Aves; Passeriformes; Passerellidae
Product: olfactory receptor 14J1-like
Exons: 2
Biological process (GO): G protein-coupled receptor signaling pathway
Cellular component (GO): membrane
Molecular function (GO): odorant binding; olfactory receptor activity
Source: RefSeq, a predicted model, not a curated record